This is a messenger RNA of Calliphora vicina (urban bluebottle blowfly), 3722 nucleotides long. It is a transcript of the gene coro, whose product is annotated as protein coronin. Gene Ontology annotation, molecular function: actin filament binding. The coding region runs from base 747 to 2378 and encodes 543 amino acids. NCBI's taxonomy places the organism in Eukaryota, Metazoa, Arthropoda, Insecta, Diptera, Calliphoridae. The record is from RefSeq and is a predicted model, not a curated record. The transcript is spliced from 7 exons. Gene Ontology annotation, biological process: actin filament organization.
GACGUUCAACGAGUGCGGUGUUUUUUAAUUUUUCAAUUCUUCAUUCGUUCUCGGUUGAAAUUUUUUUUGAAAACUUCUCCACAAUUAUUAAUUCUUCUAUUAUUUUUUUUGUAACAAAGUGUUUCAACGAUUUAUCAUCAACUAAAAACGUGCGUUAUUAGAAAAAUAUCCAGAUAGCAAAAAUAAUAAAAACACAAAAUCCAAUAGAAAAUAAAUUGCAAUAUCCAAAACCUAAAGAAAAAAUUUCAUUGAACGAAUGUGAUUGUUUUGCCGCCUUUUUUUUAUAACAAAAAGAAAAAAAUAACUAAAAUAAACUAUUUAUUUUAAUAUAGAUUUUAUUUUUGUAUAGAAAACAACAACCUCCUGCAACAAGCUACAACUUCUUCACACUCUCAUGCAUGUUGAAUGAGGCAAAAUAAAAAAAAGAAAAAGAGAUAGAGAGUCAAAUUUUCUAGCUGUGUAUAAUUUUUUUAGUUUUAAAAGAAAUUCAAAAUUGUAUAAAAAAAACUUUUCCUAUAAAUUUAUUGUUAUUGUACGUUUUUCGCUGAGUGAUUGACUAAGGAAAAGUAAACAAAACAAAAAUAAAUAAACAAACAAACAUACAUCAACAACUACUACGACAACAAAAAAUAACUGUAACACAACAACUACAACCUUAUUAUUAUCAUUAUUAUCAACAACAACAACUGCAAGCAACUACAACAAAGAAUAAACAAACGCAGAAGUAGAAGAAAAAGUAAUAGAAAAUGUCUUUUCGUGUAGUAAGAAGUUCAAAAUUUCGUCACGUUUACGGUCAAGCUUUGAAACGUGAACAAUGCUACGAUAAUAUACGUGUCUCCAAAAGUAGUUGGGAUUCAACAUUUUGUGCAGUGAAUCCAAAAUUUUUGGCCAUCAUUGUUGAAUCGGCAGGUGGUGGUGCAUUUAUAGUUUUACCUCAUAAUAAGGUGGGACGUAUUGCUGCUGAUCAUCCCCUUGUUGGUGGUCAUAAGGGUCCUGUGCUUGAUAUUGCUUGGUGUCCCCACAAUGACAAUGUAAUUGCCUCCGGUUCGGAAGAUUGUGUUGUUAAAGUUUGGCAAAUACCCGAUGGUGGUCUCUCCAGAACUUUAACCGAACCCGUUGUGGAUUUAGUUUUCCAUCAAAGACGUGUUGGUUUGGUAUUAUGGCAUCCCUCCGCUUUAAAUGUUCUCUUAACAGCCGGCUCUGACAAUCAGGUUGUUAUUUGGAAUGUUGGCACUGGUGAAAUCUUGGUACACAUUGAUUCACAUCCAGACAUUGUUUACAGUGCCUGUUUCAAUUGGGAUGGCUCAAAACUGGUAACCACCUGCAAAGAUAAAAAGAUUCGCAUCUAUGAUCCGCGCACAGGUGAAGUGGAGAGUGAAGCUUUGUGUCACGAAGGCUCAAAGGCGACAAGAGCAAUUUUCCUACGUCAUGGUUUAAUCUUUACCACCGGUUUUAAUCGUUCCUCAGAGCGACAAUAUUCUCUUAGAGCACCCGAUGCUUUAAGCGAACCUAUUGUUAUGGUUGAAUUGGAUACAUCCAAUGGUGUAAUGUUCCCUCUGUACGAUCCCGAUACAAAUCUUAUAUUCCUCUGUGGUAAAGGUGACUCUGUCAUCAGAUAUUUUGAAGUCACACCCGAACCUCCAUUUGUCCAUUAUAUCAAUACCUUCCAAACACCCGAUCCCCAACGUGGUAUUGGUAUGAUGCCAAAACGUGGCUGCGAUGUCACCACCUGUGAAAUUGCCAAAUUCUAUCGUCUCAACAAUAAUGGCUUGUGUCAAGUUAUUUCAAUGACUGUACCCCGCAAAUCUGACUUGUUCCAAGAGGAUUUAUAUCCCGACACUUUAGCCGAAGAUGCUGCUAUUACCGCUGAAAAAUGGAUUAUGGGUGAAGAUGCUGAACCCGUUACCUUCUCGCUUAAAGAUCGUGUUUCUAUUGUGCAGGGUGGUUAUGUGUCACAAUCGGCCAACAAAUCGCUGUCGGUGUCCAAGAAGGCCAAUAUACUCAAUAAAGCAGCCGCAGGAACCUCAAAAAGUGCCACAACAGCGACCUUGGGUGGUGGAAAUAAUGCUGCCGAUGGUGGUGCCUCCAGUGGGUCAGCGACGGUUAGUGGUAUAACUGAAAAAGAUUUGCGUGAUAUCACCGAUGAGAUACGUAAACUCAAGGCGAUUAUUGUUAAACAUGAAAAUCGCAUUAGAGCCUUGGAAGCAGCUGUGAGGGCCCAAGAAGAUGAUACCGAUGCUGUAGCCACUAGGAAUGCCAAUAAUAAUGCCAACAGCAAUGACACCAAAGCCUCCGAUAGCAAUAAAAAGGAUACCAACGACUCGAGCGCCAAUAAUGACAAUGGCACUGCAGCUACUGCUGCGUCGGACGAGGCGUAAAUCCAGUUUUCGCCUUUCAUACUAGUACUACAACAACAACAACUACUACUGCUACAAACUUUUGUAGUUAAAUAAUCUACUACCUUUUACACUACUACUACAAACUACUUCAAAACGUCAAACUACAAAGAAACAAUUUUCAAAAAAAACUUCAAAAACUACAAAUUAAAGUAAUAAGAAUAAUGAUGAUGCAAAGCGAAGCAAAGCAAAGGAAUUCAAGAAGGAGUACGUUGUGUCGUGCCUUUCUUUUAUUAUUUUUGUAUCAUUAUCAUAAUAUGUAUACAUAAUUAAUUAUAAUUAUUACACAAACCACAAAGAAGAAAAAAUAACAACAACAAAGGAAAUUAUUAUAUACAUACAUGUUUUUUUAAUUAUUUUCUCUAUAUAACUUAUAAUUUUGUAUUCGUAUUACUAUUUACUCCCUUUUUAUUAUAAAUUAUAUUUGUUUGUAUUAUUUAAACUCUUGUCAUCUUAGUUCUCUUAUAAUUUCUAUACAACACUUCUUAUCUCUCUUUUAAUAGUUUGAUCCUUCUACUCUCUCUUCCUAAAUACCCUCUCUGUAUUUAUUAUUUUUUACCACCAUUUCUUUUUUACUAUAUAAAAUUGUUUUUAUUUGUAUUAUUUUUUUUAAUUUCUAUAAAUUAAUUUUUUUUAUUAUUAUUAUUUUUUAUUAAUUAUAAAAUAAACAAAAAAACAAAACUUAAUUAAUUUUUAAUCGUAAAAAAACCAUUAAAUCAUCGUUUUUUAAUUAAUUUUUAAUUUUUAAAAAGCCUCAAAAAGCUCAACUUUAAUUAAGUAUGAUGACUACAACAAAAAAUGAAAAAAAAACAAUGUUUUUUUUAUUUUUUUAAUUUAUUUUGUUGAAUUUAAUUUGUUACAAAAUACCACUACUUACACUUACAUACAUUAUCAUAAAUAAUUUGCUCUUUAUACAAACAAUUUAAAAAAAAUAACAACCUGCCUUCUUCUCUUAACAUGCGACUAUAGUUUAAAUAAUAUUUCUUCUUGAAAAACUAAAAAAUAAAAUAAAGCAACAACCCUCCAAAUAUAUUUAAAACUAACUAAACAAAUACAUAAUACAUAAACUGUUUCAUAAAUCCGCCCGUGUUUUUAAUUCAAUAUUUUCUAUAAUAAUUUGUAAAGCCAAGGUAAAAAAUAAAACUAAAAUUAAAAACAAAACAAUUUAUUUGUAAUUAAAUCGAAAAACUUAUAAGAAACGCCACCCCCAUUUAAUUAUAACAAAUAUUAUAUUAUGCCUCCUCCCAAAUAAAAAGAAAUACUUUUUGUAAUUUUUUUCAAAGAAAAUAAAAAUUAAAGUUAAAUAAAAAGAAAACAAACAAAAAA